This is a messenger RNA of Trichoplusia ni (cabbage looper), 1619 nucleotides long. RefSeq names its product protein LTV1 homolog (gene LTV1). Gene Ontology annotation, cellular component: cytosol; nucleus; preribosome, small subunit precursor. Lineage: Eukaryota; Metazoa; Arthropoda; Insecta; Lepidoptera; Noctuidae. The transcript is spliced from 11 exons. Bases 106 to 1581 code for a protein of 491 amino acids. The record is from RefSeq and is a predicted model, not a curated record. Gene Ontology annotation, biological process: ribosomal small subunit biogenesis; ribosomal small subunit export from nucleus.
CUGCAACUUUCCUUUGACGUACGCCAUUUCAAAACAACACAUGUUUUGAGCGUAUUUGUUAUUACUUCUACAAAAUUCUAUCACCUCGAAUAACAGAACUUCAAAAUGCCGAAGACAAAAAAGAAAUUCAUAGAUCGUAAGAAAGCUGUGACUUUCAACCUGGUCCACCGAUCUCAGCGGGAUCCUUUAGUGGCUGACGAGACCGCCCCACAGCGUGUGUUAGUGCCUGUCAACGCUAAUGUACCACCAAGCAAAGAGAAGGAACCAGAAUUGACUCCAGAACAGAGAAGAGAACAGCAAGUUAAAUAUGGCAUUUACUUUGAUGAUGACUACAACUAUUUACAACAUCUUAAAGAUACCCGAGAAGUUACACUGGUUGUGCAACCAAAACCAAUACACAAAAGGAAAGAGAAAUCAGCAGCUGAUGAUGGAGAGUCUGUUCCUAUACCGGAGUCUCUAAACCUUCCUAGCUCUGUAUUCGCCUCGGAGGUUGAAGAAGAUGUUGGAUUACUAAACAAAGCCGCUCCACAAGGAUUAUGUCUCGACUUGGACCCAGAAGUGAUAGCGGCUUUGGACGAAGAUUUCGACUUUGAUGAUCCCAACAAUGAACUUGAAGACAAUUUUAUUGAACUUGCUAUGGGUGAAGGAGGGUCUGGUGAUGAGGAGUAUGAUGAUGAAGAUGAUGACAGCAUGGCAGAUGAUGAUAAUUCCGAGAAAGCGUUCGCUUCAGAUCUUGACUCUGAUGAUGAUACUGAUUCGCAGGGCGAGAAACCCAGCCGCGGCGGUCGCAUGGCGUCCUGGGAGGCUGGCGACAAGGACGAUACGAAGUCCCGCUUCUCACAGUACUCCAUGUCCUCAAGCGUGAUGAGGAGGAACCAGGGGCUCACACUACUGGAUAACAGAUUUGAGAGGAUGUUCGCUGAAUAUGAUGACACGGAAGUAGGAGCUCUAGACUUAGAAGAGAUUGAAGGCUUCAUGCCGGAGAGCCACGACAUGCUGCUGCGGGCUGCUGAGGACUUUGAGGAGUCGCAGCGCAGAUACCACCUCGAUAAGGAGAAGGAGAUUGCCAGAAUAACUCGUCUCCAAGAAAUUGAAGAAGAGUCAGAAGAAGACCUGGUGACUGUCGACGUGGAUCCCAAAGAGAAGUGGGACUGCGAGACUAUCCUGUCCACUUACUCCAACCUCUACAACCAUCCGAAGGUCAUCGAUGAGCCUAAGAAAUCCAACAAAAUCCAGUUGAACUCUCGCGGCUUGCCUAAGGACGCUCUCGGCAAAGACAACAAGCUGACUGCCAAGUCUCUGGCCAAGUUCAACGCUAUGAACGACGCAGGAUCCAGCACUGAUGAUGAUGAGAGGACUAAUGCUGAAACUAUACUGUCUACCCUCAGUGUGCUGUCCAUUAGGCCUAAAGAUGAAUCGCCCGAAGAAAAGAAAGAACGAAAGCGUCUUCUAAAAGAAUACAGGAAAGAAAGAAGGAUCGAGAAGAAAGCAAACAAAGAGGCGUUUAAAGAAGAGAAGAAACGACAAGAGAAGAUCAUGCUGAACAACAGAAAUAAUGUCCAGGGGAACAGGAUAUUGUAGGAUAUGUGAUAGAAUAAAUAUAUGUUAUUGUAAGUGUA